Messenger RNA from Rhipicephalus microplus (southern cattle tick), 3916 nucleotides. Its product is annotated as protein NDNF. Gene Ontology annotation, molecular function: protein binding. Lineage: Eukaryota; Metazoa; Arthropoda; Arachnida; Ixodida; Ixodidae. The record is from RefSeq and is a predicted model, not a curated record.
CGCCGUCUGUGGCCGUGGCGCGCACUCGCCGUCGCUCAUUGAUGCGCUCGCGCCCACUCGGAGCGCCAGGACGCACGGCCGCUGUAGCCGCCGAAACCGCCGCUCGUUGCCGCCGCCACCGCGUCGUUGUUUACCCCCGGCCGGGUCGUCGUCGCUGAGCGCACGUGCUCCUUCUGCCGGGACCGUUACUCGCGGCCGCGCCACACGCCGGCGCGUGCCGACUUGACCUCCAUCACUACUGGAUGCCUCGCCGUCUGGUGCUGCACUGAGCCGUGUCUACGCCUCAGACUGAGACACACAGCUCGCCGACCCAGAAAGCAAGAGAACGCGAAUGUGCACAACGUCUACGCCUUUUGAUACCCGUUGCUGUGGAGCUUAAAGCACGGCGCCAACGCCUCACCUGGAGCGUGCCGUCACAGCGGACGAGGGAGAGCAGCGUGCAGUCCGAGAAAAACACUCAAGCUAUGCCGUGGUUGGCGCUGCUCGUGUGCCUUCUGCUGCGUGGGGAAGCCGCCGUGGCGGUGGACCUGCGGCGGCAAUCGUCACCGUCCAGGCCAGAGUCGCAGAGGCCCUUCCACUUCGCUAAGCACAGGCCGGAAAUCUUCUACGAUAACAACGUGGUACCUGAGAACGGAGAAGUCAACGUGUUCGUGUUUAAGGAUCAAAUAAGAAGGGUGUUCUUCCUGGUGGAGAAGGAGCGCAAUUCGCUGCUGCUGACAGCGAGUCCCUGCUCGGCGCCUAUCGAAUGGCACAUCUUCAGGAAGCCCCUGGCGCCGUCCGACUACUCCGAAGAGUCCAACGAGUCUCGGGAUCCGUCGGCGCUGCUGUACCGGGACGACGGGGCGUCGACAGAGCCAGUGGUCGGCGGCUCGUUUUAUGGCCGAGGCCGCCUGAGCUUCUCGAGACGUGAUGCCCCCAGAGGAGUGUACAUGCUGGAGUUCGACUCGGACUCGGCCGACACCAGAGUGCGUGUGUACGGCACCUCGGACGCUGACAGCCAUUACCCGUUCCCACUGCUGCCAAUUAAGCCUAAAGUGGAAAUAUUACAGGUACGCAAUGGUCGUGUGCUAUUCACGUGGAAGCCAAGCCCAUCUGAAAGUUCGGCCCACCAGGACGUGCAGUACUGUGUGGCGGCCAACCGCAAGGAGAACUUCCACACCAAGUGCGCCGUUGACAGCGCCCUGCGAGGCGACGUGCCCAGCCCGCCCCAUCCUGAUUCGGGCUUCGGCUUUUGGUGGGAAAAAGCCGCCCGCCGUAAACUAGCUCUCAGAUCGCGCGAAAUACAGCGUUCCGUCCGGCCACAGCGCGACGUCGUUUUCGAGUGCGUAGGCCGUAGGACUUGGCACAGCUUCGCCGACCUCGAAGUAGACCAAAGGUACUACAUUGAUGUGUUUGCGAUAAACGCAAAAACAAAUUCGAGUACGGCUUUCCCGGGAACCAGCGUGGUCGCCAGAAGUGUGGGAAACCAGCGUAUCCAGGACAAUCAGCUUGUCCGAAUUGUGCUCGACCAGCGGGACAACUUUGCCCACGUAGCCAAAUACUCGGUGAAUGCCAACGUGCCAACAAUGUGGAUGUUUGUUCAAUCUUGUUCGGGCCCUGGUCCUGUACAGCUUUCAGUCACGUUGCGCAAAGCCAAGGUGCUCACGGCAGAGGUAAUGGACACCAGGACGUUGACCCUGAACCACCCGUCUAACGGAACGUACAUCAUCAAGGUAUCAUCAACCGUCCCCCAGUUACGCAGAGUUCACCUUCUCGUCAGCAAGAAGUACCACAAGUUUCCGUUUCCCACGCUGCCAGACGACAGUGGCGUAAAAGUGAUGGGCUCAUUGACCACCUGCAACUCAGUCACACUUGCCUGGAAGGCCGCUCUCGAUGAGAAAGUUCGUUACUGCAUCUUCAAGCAAGAAGUUCGGGGAAGUUAUUCGGGCGUAUUCGCCAGACCGCAGGACUUCUGCGACGAGACCAAAUUGGCGGAGAAGAGUGGUAAGGUCAGCUGCCGCCGCUACCACCGCUUCAGCAAGCACCGAUUCCAGAACGUCAUCAUGCAGAAGAUUAGAAAGUUACAGCCGGACACGACAUACGUUUUCGAAGUUCUGGUCACAAAGGCCCGAGGCCGAACGCUAGCCUACGAGAAAGUUUGGGCCACAACGCACAGAAGCUGUAGUGUGUCCUAUAGGAAGGGAAAGCGAUGAAUAACAAAGCGUUCCUCGUCACAAAAGAAAAAAAUACCUGCGCGACCGGCAAGGUUGUGUUGAAACACUGUGUGCGAAGGGCAGACUAUGGUAAUCUGCUCAUGGACUGAGGCAGUGUCCGUUAUCACAGCGAUCAGGUAAGGUGGGCAAUAUGUAGAACGCAUGAAAGACUAAUUUCGAUCCCACGGCAUCACUGCUUGGUUCUAAACGCGUUAUGUUAGUACGACAUUCAAAUACCAUAGUUCUGCGAAUUCGAAAUGAAAAUAUUAGGCAAUACAAGGCGUCUAAACCCAAUGCCACCACUAAAAACAAAAAAAUGACAAUCGCUCAGCGUUUCUCUGAAAUCCGUCAGUGUCUCACGUUGCCCCUGGAAGAACUCUGCAAGUGCUUGAUGUGGUAAAGCGAUGAGUCAGGUCUGUAUUUACUAAUGCAGUACGUAUUUACUGUUGUGGAGAAUUUGACUAUUUGGAUAGCGUCGUAUUAGUUAAACUCCUGCUUAAAAGUUGUUGAAUUUAAGCAUAUUGAAUGCACUACCCAGAGAUAUAGAAGCAGGCGUCAAUAUAGAGACAUGAGUGCGGACCGGUUGUAUGAUUGCUAAACUGUUCCAUUUUGUUACUUGUUGCAAUGGCUAACGUUUAUGCACAUCAUUUCGUUGACUAUAAAUAUUCUCGCAGCCAUUGUGCGUCGAACAUUUAUCCAAGGUUAAGCAGCUAUCCCUGCUUUCAAUAUUUUUUAUGUAAAGCGAUAUUGCAACGUAAAAAAAUAAGUAUGUACUGGAUAAAUAGUAGUGACGAAAAGUAUGGUACACUCUGCGAUUUCAUUCUUCUCUUUAACGUCGCGUGUGACAGCUCAGCAUGUACUGUCAGUAAAUCUGUGUUCAGCUUCCAAGUCUUUCGCAAGAGUGCGACUUCAAUUGUUAAAUUUAUAUGUUUACAAGCUUAUAUUAUAUUUAGGUAUGGCCGCUUGUUUUCAGUAAGAUGGUGGUUACCUGCUUCAGCACACGGAAAGGAGAUUCGAAAUCCAAACCAGCACUGGCUUGCGGCGUUUCGUACAAGAAAGCGCAACAAUGCAUUUAUACUUCGCAAAAUAUUCACAUUUCUUUCAUCUGUUUUCAUCACAAUACAUAGCAUAUGUCCGCCUGAGUUGCGUCGUUCAUAAUACCGCUGCUAGCUAGGCGCACCGCACUCCAACACCUCAAUGGCGAAGUUCACACAAGCAUGUCCCACUCACAUAUUAUAAAAUCAAAUCGUUCGACAUCGUGCCCGGAACUCUUCCUCCUCAAUAUUCGCAUCCAGAGUCUAUUACUACAAUGUGAAGUUGACGUCGUAUUUUUCGUGGAGGCUUCCAGCUUGUCGUCUUUUUUUUUUUCAAUCAUUGUUCACUGUCGCUGAUUCUUCUGUCGUGCCUCGACCAACAACCCAUGUCGUCUGAAGACCAAACGGCGGACAGCAACACAUCUCCGAGCCAUUCGCUUCACCUGUGUUGUCUUCAUCAUCGGAAUCACCGACGAUCCUACACAUGAACGAUGUUCUCCACGAGUAGCUGUGCGCUUGCACGUUGAACUGUGUAUCGUGAAGUCGGCAGCAUCGACCUCCAUUAAGGAACUAUUUGCUACGCAAGAAGCGACGAACUGUGUCCGUUGACUUCGCUUAUCACUAAGCUUGAUGCAUGGGACGUAGAGAUUUUGCGCUAGUCAAAUACAUGCCAAGGGUACACGCCCGGAA